Messenger RNA from Perca flavescens (yellow perch), 5041 nucleotides. It is a transcript of the gene rbfox2, whose product is annotated as RNA binding fox-1 homolog 2. Lineage: Eukaryota; Metazoa; Chordata; Actinopteri; Perciformes; Percidae. Gene Ontology annotation, biological process: nervous system development; regulation of alternative mRNA splicing, via spliceosome. Gene Ontology annotation, molecular function: mRNA binding. The record is from RefSeq and is a predicted model, not a curated record. Gene Ontology annotation, cellular component: cytoplasm; nucleus. The transcript has 11 exons. The coding region runs from base 1803 to 2993 and encodes 396 amino acids.
GUUUACCCUUGUUUCCUGUCUUAAUGCUUAGCUAAGCUAACUGGAUGUAACUCAUAUUUAUCUUUUCUUUUCAACUAAGUGGCAAGAAAGCAAAUUUUCUAAAAAUGUUGAAUUUUUGCUUUAAGCACCUAUGUCAAAGUUGAAAUCUACUGAAUGUUUACUAGAAGGUUCAUAACCUAGAAAGCAAUGUUUUUCUGUAAUCCAGGAACAGUUGAAUAACCAGCAUUGUGGUAUAUAGGUGUUUAGUACAUCACAAGAUUGGCGAUGUAGUGGGGAGCUCACUCAUAAAAGCCCCGCAAGUCAAAUGGAGUAAUUUGAAAUCAGCUUUUGCUUGUGUUAUAAUUUGCUACAGCAAAUUGCCUUUGAAGUAUUUGCCUUUCAUGGUAGCCUUUGACCACUGGGUGUCAUCCAAGCAAUAAAAAUGCCAAAGGAACAUAAGGUACUCCAUGCUGCAUGACUCACAGCUGGGCUAGUGUGAAGACCUUGGCCUGUGUUGUGUAAUGAGUUAGGAAUGAAAUCUUGUAGAGCUGGAAUUGAUAAUCCCACCCUCUCUGCUGCUAUUCUGCCAUGAAAUGUGACCAUUCAUCAAUAUUGAAGAAAAAAAAAAAGGUAAAACUCGGCUAACAAAAAAUGUAACCUAAAUUGUGCACCUAUAGCCUAUGUAAAGAGCGACAUGAACACUUGAUUUAAAGGUUUGUCUAUGUACUGUAAGAGCAUUAUGGUCUUUCUCGAGCCAUUUGACUCCUCACACAUUACACACACCUCCCCUCGGUGAAAUGUAUGGAAGCACUGCGGCACACUGCGUGUAUUUUGCAGGCUGCAUGGCUGCCUGGCUCAGCGUUCAAAGAGAGAGCGGAAGAUAGGAGGAGGGGAAUGACUACACCAAGAGAGUAGGAGGAGGGAGGGAGGACAGUUUCCUUUUUGUAACACACACGCUACAAGAUCACACCGGGAAAACGGAGAGAGGAAAGAAAAUUAUAGGCGAAAGAGAGAGAGAGGGGGGAAGGAAUCACCGCAGCACCUCUGUCCGUCCGUUCUUUUGGUUGUUUUUGGGUGAGAAAUCGUCUUUUCUUUUAACGCAGACUAACAUGGGGGGGAGAGAGAGCUCCUGACGCGGAUCGACUUUCAGUGAACCUCUGCACUGUGGUACAAGUCUGUGGUUAAUAGGGAGGAAAAAGGCGACAGGGAAGACAUGUUGAGGGGGUUUUCGUCUUGAGGUUGCGGUAGGAUGUUGAUGUUGUGCUCUUAAAAAAGACAGACUGCUCCUCGUAGAGAAAAAAGCGAGGGCAAAUGGAAAUUGUGCGGUAGGUUAUGCUCAGGAGCCAUUGUUUUGAUCGGUGUUUAUUUAAUUGGUUUGUUAUGAUCUUAAAUAACGUAGGCCUCUUAGGCAGCCCUGCAGUAAAUAAAUACACGGUCAGCAAACGGGCUACAUAGAAAUUAACCCGACAAACCUGCUUAUAUUUUAGGGGACAUUUUUUUUAUUGGGCUGUGUUUUGUAGUAGCCUAAGGUAAAAGCAGCGUUUAGGCCUAUUUGUUUUUAAAACUAACGCGGUGGUUAGAUUACAUUUCUUGAACCAGAGAGGCAAACAUUUCCAUAGCCUAUACAUUAACUCUUCAGGGGGGGGGUGGGUUAUACAAAGGCCCAGUAGAACAUACAGUAAAGCCUGCUGCAGCAUUAAAAGACAAUUUUAACUGCAGAGGGAAAUCGUCCACAGGCUGGCUUUAAGCACAAAGGUGCACAAGUAGUCCAUUCCCCCCCACCCCAGUUUAGCUCAAGACAGGGGACAAAACAAGAUUUUUAAAUGUUAAUGUCGACCGACGUUGCAUCCAUCAUGCUGCCUGUGUCCCGGGGUCUCAUGGACCGGGAUAGAGAGCUGGACACCAUGGCCGGGGUGCAUCCCAACGCGGGCGGCGCUCCUGCGGUUGUCCGGGGCAUGAAACGCGGAGACCCAGAGCCUGACGGACAGACAGCGGCUGCUCUUGUGGACUCGACCGGGGCGGAGUGCAAGCGUCCCCGCAUCGACGGCUCAGGAGGGAUCGGCGAGGUUGGUCAGAACAACGACCCUUUGACCCUUGGUUACCAUGGCUACCCGUCUCAUAGUCAGGGCUCUCAGGAUAGUGCUGGCGGUCAGGAGGGACUCGUACCUCCACCUUUCUCCGCAUUCCCUCCACCUCCACCGCCACCCCCCCAGAAUGGCCUGGCACUGGAUUACGGGGGCAGCCUGUAUGCAGCGGGGGCCGUCCAGGGCCCCGUGGAAGCUGGUGGAGCAGUGAACAGCGCCGCCAAUGUUGCCAACAGCCUCAGUGGCCAACAGUCAGAUGGCUCCUCCCAGAUUGAUGGUCAGUCAGUUGUUGGCUCAGGAGGCGUAGGUGGUGGAGGGAGCAUUGGGGAUGAUUCAGACGCCAAGGGGACCCCCAAACGCCUUCACGUGUCCAACAUCCCCUUCCGCUUCCGAGAUCCCGACCUACGGCAGAUGUUUGGGCAAUAUGGCAAAAUCCUCGACGUCGAGAUCAUUUUCAAUGAGAGGGGAUCCAAGGGCUUCGGUUUUGUAACAUUCGAGACAAGUGCAGAUGCAGAGAGGGCCAGAGAGAAGCUUCACGGUACGCUGGUGGAAGGACGUAAAAUCGAGGUAAAUAAUGCCACAGCCAGAGUGAUGACAAACAAGAAGAUGACCACCCCUUACUCUAACGGAGAGGGCCUCGCAGCUCUGCCAUACGCUGGAUGGAAGUUGAGUCCCAUGGUUGGAGCCAUGUACAGCCCUGAACUCUAUACAGUUCCGGGGUUUCCAUACCCAGCAGCAGCAGCGGCAGCAGCCGCCUCUACCGCUGCAACCUUUCGGGGCGCUCAUCUCCGGGGUCGUGCCCGGCCCGUCUACAGCGCAGUCAGGGCAGCUGUGCCACAACCUGCCAUCCCUACCUACCCUGGUGUGAUGGCCUAUCAGGAUGGCUUUUACAGUGCAGCUGAUCUCUAUACUAGUGUUUCAGGACAUUAGUGGCAGAUUGCCCCAGGUAGGGUUUACACACUCUGUGUGAGAGCCAGUGUGCAUCCUCCUCGUCUCCAAUGACUGCGUGCUGCUAGACAUUAUUGACCAUCUGAGAUUGAAAUGCCUUCUCUGUCUUCUUCUACUAACUCACUGGAUCUGACAUGGGUGGAGUUGCGGAAGGGGGAGAAAAGAAUUAUGUUAAAAUCAGAAUUUGCAAAGAAUAUACUACAUAAAACGUCCAUUUACAAAUUAUCUACAGGGGAGUUGGAUAUACAUGUUUGGGUAAAUUAGGUGCAGUAUUGAAGGUCAAUACUUGAACAGUGGGUCACCUUCUUUAACCAAAAUCUGCACUUAUGAUAACGUUAUCAAGUCUUUUCCAUGACAAUACAUCCAGCUAACUACGUGCAUUUUUGUACACCAUCUUAUUAUUUUCCUCUGUAUGAAAACAAAGACAUUUUGUCUUAUUUUGGCAUCGUCCCUAGGUGACACCCCAUAGCAAAAUUACUCUAAGAAUUCAAUACUUUUCACUAUGUGCUUGUUGCAAGAUACAUUAAAACACAUUGUAGUAUAUUAUUUGACAUUUUCAUCACACAUUUUUAUUCCAAAAUCAGAAGAUAUGUAUUAAGAAUUGUCCAAAACUGGGAUUUCAAGCCAGGACAUGCUGUCUUUUUGUUAUACCUUUUGAUUAAUUUACCCUAAAACUAUUUAUUGUGCACAUGCUCUACAUAUGAAUUAUUAGGUGUCAGCAAGCUGCAUUGCCAUGCUUGAAAUAGAAACACAAAAAUAAAUAGGACAUGAAUAAUGACAUUAAAACCUGAGACUUCUCCACUAGUCAGAGGGAUGUAGGACCGUUUCUGUCAGCAGUUACUUCAGACCCCUUCCAGGAAUCUCCCUAUCUGUUUCACCUGUGGCAUGCUAACUGAUUCAAUGUCGGCAUGCAGACAUAUUUACAAGGCUGACUCCACCCCCAACCCCCAUUCUUUCCUCCCGUCUUUUUCUUCUCUGUCUAUAAACCCCCUUUUUGUGUCAUUCUUUAUUUCACUUCUUCUCACUCUCUUUAUUCUGUCUUCUUUCUUUCCUAAGUCAAUAAUUAAAACCUUUUUUCUUCUUCUUCUUCUUCUUCUUCUUCUUCUUCCUCCUCUUCCUCUUCUUCUGUACAUGUCAUGUUCCUUCACCCUUCCUCUUCCCCAGUCCAGCCUUCCUCCCAUAGCAGCAACUGUGUGGUCCUGAAUGCGGGGACUUGGUUGUGACUGAUCCUUUAGGGUAGACUGCAGCGGUGUUUGUUUUUGAUAGGGAUGUUUGGCCUAAUACGCUGUAAGUUCUGAGUUUGGGAAAGCAUGCUGUUUCUGUUAGCGAUUGGUCGCUGGCCAUGUAAGCGUGUGUGUGAGUGUGCCCUUUUUAAUCCGUCUGGCUGACUGUCUUCUUAUACCUGUAGUUUUUUGUGUAUGUUCAUCAGCUGUUCAUCCAAACCUAAAUAAUGACACAAUCAUCUUGCCACCCCUUCCCCUUUCUUUAACUGUGUGUUUUUGGUGGGGGAACUGGGGUGGGGCCCAGUUAUGGGUAUGCACUCUCUCCCUCCAUGUCCAACACACAGUGGGAAGGAUAAUGAAUAGGGGAAUGCUACAAAGACAUCAUAUACAAUUAAAGAGUUUUUUUCCCCUAGGUUAGUCAUGGAGGGAGAGACCCACACAGAGCCUGAGCUACAUCCUUGUGAAUGCUGUACUGCACCAGAUUAGCCAGUUUUGCUGACUGUCUGCUUGUUAAUCUUUCACUCUCUUCUCAGCAGUUUUUAUCACAAUGUAACCAUUUAGAUUAACUACUAGUCUGUUAGUGUGUAAAGAAAAAUACAGCAAAUUUUUAACAAUAAUUUACUAUUGUUUCUGUUUCGUCCCACCUGCCCCUACAUUGUAUCUUUCUACUCUAUCACAUACACUACCCCCUUCCGUCUCUCUCCGCUUCAUCGCCUCAUCACAGGGCGGCUAUGCAGCGUAUCGUUACGCCCAGCCAACUGCGGUAGCAACUCCAGCGGCAGCGGCAGCUGCAGCAGCAGCUUACAG